Messenger RNA from Centruroides sculpturatus (bark scorpion), 3807 nucleotides. It is a transcript of the gene Ypel, whose product is annotated as protein yippee-like 1. The record is from RefSeq and is a predicted model, not a curated record. The transcript is spliced from 9 exons. Bases 779 to 1123 code for a protein of 114 amino acids. Lineage: Eukaryota; Metazoa; Arthropoda; Arachnida; Scorpiones; Buthidae.
CAACAGAUUAAGAAAAAUUAGGAACCGAAAUGGCCAGCAUACAAACAUGAAAAUUACCAGGAUCUAUUAGAAGAACCAUUUCAAAAACAGACAUUCGUCAAAGAUUACAGGAUUCAGAGGAUCGUCAAACCGGAGAAAACGAGAAAACCGAAGGUCGUCCAACUGAUAACAAGCUAGAAAAGAAAUUUUUUCUUUAUCGGACAAUACCAACGUUUUAGGCUAAGUUCAUCGGCUUCAACAAAUGGAUAUUUUGCAUACAUUGUAUAGGUUAUCCUUUCUACGUUUCUCAUUGCCGUUUAGUAUUGAAGUAUACAACGGGUUCGCUUAUAACAUUGGAACAUAAUUGCAUUCACAACAGUCUUAAAAGCCAAAUUUUGAUUUUUGAAUUAAAAUUGUUUUUAAACUUGAAAAAUAUUUUGAAAUGAAAGAAUAUCAUCUGCCAGAUAAAAAAAUUGAGGCUCCAUGCAAAUUAAUGAUGCGAGUCUCCCAUCGACGGUGAUUACGAAGAAAGUUACGAUCCUGUUACGCAAGACACAGAGGAGAGUUAUUCGGGAAAGAAGAAAGAAAAUAUUUGAUGUUUGAUAUUAUGAAUAAAAAUUGUGAUAGUGAAGUUAAUAUAGUGUGAUAUCUACCUACAUAUCUGGAGUUGUGAUCAUCGUAGUUUCCUUCUUCGACUAUUUUGUGCUCGAACAGAAAUCGAUUGGUGGUACAUUAAGAAUAUUAUCAGAUGUGCUGAUACUUAGCUAUUGGGCAGUUUGGAUGUAAGGCCUUUACCACCAUGGUGAAAACUUUCCAGGCUUAUUUGCCCAACUGCCACCGCACGUAUAGUUGCAUUCAUUGUCGUGCCCAUUUAGCUAAUCACGAUGAACUUAUCUCCAAGUCUUUUCAAGGCAGUCAAGGAAGAGCAUACUUAUUUAAUUCUGUAGUAAAUGUUGGAUGCGGACCAGCGGAAGAACGCGUUCUACUUACAGGAUUACAUGCUGUUGCAGACAUAUAUUGCGAAUGUUGUAAAACCACUCUCGGCUGGAAAUACGAACAUGCCUUUGAAUCCAGUCAGAAAUAUAAAGAAGGCAAAUUCAUCAUCGAGUUGGCCCACAUGAUAAAGGAGAACGGUUGGGACUAGACAUGGAAGACGAUCAACCGACGACAGGUUUCUACCAUGGAAUAUCAUUGGAUUUGCAGAAACGGUUACGUUAAAGACAAUAGGAUUAAUUCCGGUAAAAAAAGGACGGUCUGUUACGACUGUGUUCUCUCUACCGUCGCCGAUAGUGAAAAAAGACGACUCGACUACCAGCCUUCAUCUCUCGACGUAUCGACGUUACUUUGUUUUUUCUAUGGAAGACGACCGUAAGUUGAUGAUAUGUUACGCGGGCGCACGCCGCCCUCUCAUCAUCGUCAUCAUCCGACUGUACUCUGCGUGCGAUUCCUGAUACUUAAUACGAAGCUAAGCCGUACUGUUUUCUCGCUCGGCGCGUUACGCCGCCUUUUCCGUAACGGGGGACGGGUAACGGUACACGAGCUACGACCUAGUCAUUUAAUUUUUAAAAGACUGAAUUUAUUUUUUUAAAUCACUACUAUUUCUCUUAUUUUUUUAAAUUUCCGCAAGAAAAACAAACAAACAAAAAAAAAAGAAAACAACCGACAAGGAAGGCUGUAGCUGGGUAUCACACGCUGUAAAAAUCAUCACUUACGACAACUUUUCACUCACCAUACUUUGUACAUUCAUGACUUUUUGUACCAUUAUUUUUUUUCGCUUUUUAGCCUCCAUGCUUAGGUAUAAUCAUACAUUAACAAUAGUUGGCCCGUCUGGAGCGCGUCGACUUCGUUUCGCUUUUUAAAUUCUUCUAGUACUUGUGACGUAACUCUUCUUCUCGUUCAGGACGUAACAGAAAACAAUACUUUGUAGCGUGGUCUUUCCUUUUUACUAUCUUCGGAUUUUAAUUCAUCUCGUAUCCUAAGUGUCCUUUCAAAAAAAAAAAACAAAAAAAGUUUCGUGUGGUAUAGUGGCAUUCCAAAACUAUUUUGCUUAGGAGUCGAUUAAUCUGUACAUUAAAAAACACACGGCGGCGUCUUUACGCAAAUGGGCGUUUCUUUUGUUUCAUUGUCUUAGACUUAAAACAAAGAAAAAACUUUAUCUUCCAGUUGCUGCAAAGUUACAUAGAAACAUCAGUGAUCAAACAUUAUCAGGCUACUAGUCCAAACACGUGAUAAAUAGAAGGCAAACGUAACGGGAAAAAACAAGUAUAUAUACAUAUAUACAUAUAUAUAUAAAUGAUGUUAUAAUAAUACAUAAAUUUAAGCGUAAUUCUUUGCAGCUUUCAUUAUUCACAUCACACCACUCCGAUAGACAUUUGUUCGUUGCAUUUCAAAUAUCUAUUUGGGAUUUUAAUGUAUCGUAUCGCAACUUAGGCAGCAGUCGGUUGCGGGGAGGCGUUUCACACGGUAGAAAAACGGCGAGGGGUUCAGACGCAAUUAAAACACGAAAUUUAAAAAAUAAAUAAAUAAGAAAAAUGGGGAACGUAAAACUUUCCAAAAGGUACUUAGGGGGUAUUUAUCACGUUAUUAUUAUCAUCAUCAUGCAUGCAACCGUGCAGGUCACACGUGCAUGAGAUGUGUGGGGGCUUCGUAACAUUUAUUUUCUGUUAAUGCUGGCCAAUAGCAGAUAUCGUUCGAAAAUCGUUUCAAAUGUGGUGGCGUUGUUGUUGUUGUUGCACGAGGAGUAUUAUCGGUUUCCUCUUCCGAUCCGCGACCCCCCCACCCAACCCGUGCGCUUUUCCCGCAACCGACAGCGUCGUGCCAAUUUAUUGUAUUUAAAAAAAUAAUCCGAAUAAUAUACCAUUUGCACUAGUUUUUUCUCCCCCCCCCGUGUAAAUAGGAGCGAGGUGGUAAGAAAGGGUGUCUAAACAUGUAUUGUUUCUUAAUAGUAGCGAGAGUGUAUUUUCUCAAUAGUGAUGUUUUUAAUAUUCCGAGAAACAAAGGGAAAAUAAUAAUAAUAAUCUAUCCUGUAAAGUGAAGCGUUUGAAAUGAUCUACAGAUAAACGUAUCCCGAUAUAAAACUCUCCCCCCCCCUUCUGGAAUGUAACAAAAUAUGACUAUUGACGAAACACUAGAAAAAAAAAAAAAUAAUAAUAAUAAUACUUUUAUCUGUGGAUCAGAUCUCAGGUGUUUAUUUAAAUUUUGUUUGUUCGUCUUAUUAUUUUGUACAGUUUAAUUUAGUAAAAAUGCAGGAGUCAAUGCAAAGAGCACUCGUAACAUGUACAGCCUGUUUCCGUUUCCGGCCGAGCCUAAGUUCCGAGCAAAGAAAAAAAUAAUAAUAAUAACGAAAAAAAGUUUCCUUAAAAAUUUGCCCGCGUGACCGGUCCCGGGAGUAUGCGUGUUGUGUGUUAACGAAAAACACACGAUAAUUCCAAUCAGUGUUACGUGUAGUGUUUAUCAUUAAGUGUGUGUGUAUGUACUGUACGUCGGAGGGGGGGAAGGCAAGCGAGGGAAGACGGCACUUUUUUCCUACGCGUUUCGUUUCCUUCCCCCCUCCCCGGUUUAUUUCUUUUAUCGUUUUUUUUUUAAGGGAGAAAUUUAGGGCUUUUUACGUGUGUACAGUGUCGUAUAUAUAAUUAUCGAUUUAUGAUUUGGUGUUUUUUAUCCAUUCUUAAGAAUCGGUUGUGUGACGUGAGGUCGCGACCGGCGAGGGGUCGCCUAUAAAAAAUACUAAAUAAAACGAAUUUAAGUUAAAUAUAUUUAUUUGUAUCGAAUGUCUCUAGCCUUACGACUUGUGCUUCCUUUUGUUUUCUAAAUAAAGCUUAAUUUUUC